This is a messenger RNA of Myripristis murdjan (pinecone soldierfish), 1102 nucleotides long. RefSeq names its product lysozyme C-like. The transcript is spliced from 4 exons. Gene Ontology annotation, molecular function: lysozyme activity. Lineage: Eukaryota; Metazoa; Chordata; Actinopteri; Holocentriformes; Holocentridae. The coding region runs from base 5 to 439 and encodes 144 amino acids. The record is from RefSeq and is a predicted model, not a curated record.
CACAAUGAGGUCCCUGGUGUUUCUUCUGCUUGUGGCAGUGGCGAGUGCCCGAGUGUACACUCGUUGCGAGUGGGCCAGGGUGCUGAAGGCGAAUGGAAUGAAUGGCUACCGUGGCAAUAGCCUGGCAAACUGGGUGUGCCUUACUCAGUGGGAGUCAAACUACAAUACAGCGGCUACCAACCGCAACACAGAUGGCUCCACUGACUAUGGCAUCUUCCAGAUCAACAGCCGAUGGUGGUGUCAAGAUAACCGCACCCCCGGGACAACCCAUAACGGCUGUGGCGUCCAGUGUAGUGAACUGCAGAGCAAUGUCAAUGCAGCUAUCCUCUGUGCCAAACGUGUGGUUCGGGAUCCCAACGGCAUCGCAGCAUGGGUUGGCUGGAGGAAUAAUUGUAGGGGCCGCGACCUGAGCUCCUAUGUGGCAGGAUGUGGGGUUUAAAGCUUGACCCCAGGACAAAACAACAUACACACCACCAUAUUGAACCAGAGUAUAUGGAAAUGUUUCAAUCCUUUAUUUUGCUAAUGCCUAGAAUCAAAAAAAUGUGGAGUUACUGAUAUUGUACAAUUCUCUUGAAAUCAAUUCAUGUACACCUUAAAUAAAUAAUAAACGCAUGUUUUUUCUGUGUAGAUUGUUUACUCUAUAUAGCAUGAAUAUUAAUAGAGUAACUUGGUUCAUACAUUCAAGUAGCAGACUUGAUUGCAUCGUCAAGAUAUGAUUGCAGUAUGUAUUAUUUGGCCAAGACAAUCAGGCACUACUUCCUGCUUUAAAGUUUGAGAACAAACAGCAAUCAACAGCAAAUAUGUAUAUAUAUAAAAAAGAGCAAAGUUUUGUACUCUAAAAAUGACCUCAUGAAGAAGCGGAAAAAGCAGAGCAGCACAGAGAUGGCAUAAAGAUGGCAGUCUGUCAUACCAAAUCUUUAAUUUUCUCACACUCUGGAGAAAUAAACUGCAGUGUGAGCUUAGACUAUGUUACGGCCCUUUGGAGCAACAUUCAAAAACACCAGUGUACCCACAAAUAAAAGCACACCGGCAUCUGUUGCUACGUAUGAAAAUGUUACUUAUCUGAAUGAAUAAGUCAAGCUGUUCAGUGUGAGAAUUUUGC